Molecule: messenger RNA, 1656 nt
Organism: Lodderomyces pseudojiufengensis
Lineage: Eukaryota; Fungi; Ascomycota; Pichiomycetes; Serinales; Debaryomycetaceae
Gene: HSE1
Product: ESCRT-0 subunit protein
Exons: 1
Coding region: 1-1656 (551 amino acids)
Biological process (GO): protein transport to vacuole involved in ubiquitin-dependent protein catabolic process via the multivesicular body sorting pathway
Cellular component (GO): ESCRT-0 complex
Molecular function (GO): phosphatidylinositol binding; ubiquitin binding
Source: RefSeq, a predicted model, not a curated record
AUGGCUCCAUUAGAUACAAUUAUUAACAAGGCUACUGAUCCUACUUUGACGUCAGAUAACUGGCAAUAUAUACUCGAUGUUUGUGAUAAAAUAUCCUCAGACCCUGAAUUAGAAACAACUAGAGCCAUAAAUUUAAUUAAAUCCAAAAUUUCAUCAACAAAAGAUGCCAAUACAAUUCUAAGAUCAUUAUCAUUAAUUACUGCAAUAGCAGAGAAUUGUGGGUCACGAAUGAAACAAGAAAUUGCAACAAAGUCAUUUUUACAAGAUUGUUUUAUCAAAAAAUUACAAGAUAAAAAAUUGCAUGUUACUGUGAAAUAUAGAAUAAUUGAAGUUCUUGAACAAUUGAAUAAAAGCUUUGAAAGUGAUCCAUCUUUAAAACCCAUCAACGAUGCUUAUAAUAAAGCUAAAAACGAAUAUCCACAAUAUUUCAAGAAUCAACAUGGACCAAGUAAACCGGCCAAACAGGAAAGAACACAACAGGAUAAAAAUAAAGAAGACGAGGAAUUACAAAGAGUUUUAAAAUUGUCUUUACAAGAAUAUGAGGAUGAACAGAAUUUGAAGAAGCAGUAUCUAAAUAACAAGCCAUUACCUGAUGCUGAAAAUAGUAAUAUUCAGCCAAUUCCACCUUCCUCGCCAGAAAGUUCAAAUGAAACACAAACUGUUGCAACUGUCUCAAAAGUUAAAGCUUUAUAUGAUUUGAUUUCAUAUGAAGAAGAUGAAUUGUCAUUCAGAAAAGGUGAUGUAAUCACGGUUAUUGAAUCAGUUUACAGAGAUUGGUGGAGAGGUUCGUUACCAAAUGGGAAAAUUGGUAUUUUUCCUUUAAAUUAUGUUACUCCAAUAGUAAACAAAACACCGCAAGAACUUGCUAAAGAGGCUGAAAUAGAAGAUCAUUUAUUAAAUAUAGAUCAGAGAAAAAUAGAGAGGUUGUUAGCUAUACUUUCGACAAAUGAUAUUUCUCAAGUAGAUGAAGAUGAGGUGACAGAAUUGUACAAUAGUGUUAUUUCCUCUCGGAUUCAAUUGGGAAAUCUGAUAGACAAGUAUAGUGUACGUCAAGAAGAAUUAACAGUUUUAAACAAUCAAUUAACAACUGAAGCUAAAUCUUACAAUCAAUUACUAGAAAAACUGAUAAACAAUAGAACAAAAUUCAAUUCUCCCAACAACAAUCAUGCACUUCCUUAUCCAGCAGUUUCACAGUCGAUACCUCAAUUGAUACAUCACCCUACUCAACCACAACAAAACGCACCACAACAAUCACCUCAACAACAUUAUCAGCAACAACGAACGUCAUAUGGAGGACCUUAUACACAGCCCAUCUACAAUGAGCCACCUUAUGAUUCUUCACCAAAUCAACCUCAAUACAAUCGGUCUGAACAUGUUCAAGGACAGUUUAAUCAAAAUCGUCAACCCAGUUCAUCUCAUAACGAUCAAACUCAAUACACUGGUCAACAAUCACAACCUACUCAACCUCAUCAUACUCAAUCUCAACAAAAUCAAUCUCAACCUACGCAUCAGGAAUUUCUUCCCACGCAAUUCACUCAACCUCAAUUUAAACCUGAUAUUAAUCAAGCUCAAUACCCUCAACCAAGCUAUGCUCAAUAUCAACAAAGAAUACAAGAACAGAAUACCAGUGCCGGAUUUGGCAAUGGAUCUUACUAG